GUGGGAAGGGCGGGGAAAACGCUGCGACUUUCCCGUCUCCCGGCCCAGAGUCCCAGGAGUGCAUGCCGUGGUGUCCGGGGUGGCGGAGUGGGUGCCCGGGACGCGCGGGGGUAUCGCGGAGGGGGCUGCCGUCCCACCUCCCCCGUAAGGCAGGGCGCUUCCGGGGUGGCUCUGGUCCCCGCGGGAGCCCCGCACCUCGUCCAGUGAGUCCAGUGGUUAGCGAUGCUCCUGCUGCUGCCUGGGCUGUUGCUGCUGCUGGGGGCGCCACGGGGCUGCUCAGACCUCGAGGCGAAGACGCCCAUCCCCAAGAGGGUCCUGGAAUGGCAGGAUAAAGGAAUAUUCAUUAUCCAAAGUGAGAGCCUCAAGAAAUGCAUUCAAGUGGGUAAAUCUGUACUGACCUUGGAGGACUGCAAACAGCCAAAUGAGAACAUGCUGUGGAAAUGGGUUUCAUAUCACCACCUCUUUAACCUGGGAGCCAGUGGUUGCCUGGGUCUGAAUUUAUCUAAUCCAGAGCAGCCGUUAGGCAUAUAUGAAUGUGAUUCCACGGAUGUUUCGUUGAGAUGGCACUGUAACAGGAAGAUGAUCGUGGGCCCACUCCAGUACAUGGUCCAAGUGCAGCAUGAUAACACCGUGAUGGCCUCGUGGAAACAUCUUCACAAGUGGGUUUCCUAUAUGUCAGGUGGUGGAGAUAUUUGCGAACACCUUCACAAAGACAUGUAUACAAUCAAGGGGAAUGACCAUGGGAUGCCGUGUGUGUUUCCCUUCCAGUACAAGAAUCAGUGGCAUCACAAAUGUACCCGGGAAGGUCGGGAAGAUGACUCGCUGUGGUGUGCAACUACAAGCCGAUACGAAAGAGAUGAGAAGUGGGGAUUUUGCCCAGAUCCCACCUCUACAAAGGUAGCUUGUGACACUGUCUGGGAGAAGGACUUCAACUCACACAUUUGCUACCAAUUCAACUUGCUUUCAUUUCUCUCCUGGAAUGAGGCACAUUCUUCAUGCCAGAUGCAAGGAGGUGAUUUAUUAAGUAUUGAGGAUGAAAGUGAAGAAAAUUUCAUAAAGAAGCACAUGAGCCAUGAAGCGGUGGAAGUGUGGAUAGGUUUGAACCAGCUGGAUCCACACGCUGGAUGGCAGUGGUCCGACGGAGCACCGCUGAGCUAUCUAAAUUUGUAUCCAGAAAUCCAUUUUGAUCCAUUUGUUGAAUAUCACUGUGGAACAUUUCAUUCAUUUAUGCCAACUGCCUGGAGGAGUAGGGAUUGUGAGUCCACCUUUCCUUAUGUAUGUAAAAAAUAUCUAAACCACACAGAUCAUGAAACAGUUGAAAAAGAUGCAUGGAAAUAUCAUGCUACCCACUGUGAGCCUGGCUGGAAUCCCUACAAUCUUAAUUGCUACAAACUUCAGAAAGAAGAAAAGACCUGGAAUGAGGCUUUGCAUUCUUGCCAGUAUGAUAACAGCAGACUGAUGGACAUCGCUUCAUUAGCAGAAGUGGAGUUUCUUGUAAACCUCCUUGGAGCUGAACAUGCAUCAGAAACAUGGAUUGGUUUGAGCAGCAAUAAAAUUCCAGUUUCCUUUGAAUGGUCUAAUGGCUCUUCAAUAAUAUUUACUAACUGGGACACAUUUGAGCCCCAAAUUUUUCCAAGUAGAAGCCAGCUGUGUGUCUCAGCAGAGCACGCUGAGGGACACUGGAAAGUUAAAAAUUGUGAAGAAACACUUUUUUACACAUGUAAAAAAGCAGGCUACAUCCCUUCUGACACAGAAUCAGGAUGUCAAGAGGGAUGGGAGAGACAUGGUGGAUUCUGUUACAAAGUUGACCCGGUCCUUCGAAGCUUUGACCAUGCUUCCAGUGGCUACUACUGUCCCCCUGCACUUACAACCAUCACGAACAGGUUUGAACAGGCAUUUAUUACCAGUUUGAUCAGCAGUGUGGUGAAAAUGAAGGACAGUUAUUUUUGGAUAGCUCUUCAAGACCAAAACAAUACAGGCGAAUACACUUGGAAGACUGUGGGGCAGGAGUCUGAGCUGGUGCAGUACACACAUUGGAAUGCACAUCAGCCCCGCUACAGCGGUGGCUGUGUUGCCAUGCGAGGAAGUAGUCCACUGGGUCGCUGGGAAGUGAAGGACUGUACACACUUUAAGGCAAUGUCCUUGUGCAAGCAGCCAGUUGAAAACCGGGAGAAAACAGAGCAUGAAGAAAGAUGGCCCUUUCAACCCUGCUAUUUGGACUGGGAGUCAAAGCCUGGCCUGGCCAGUUGUUUCAAGGUAUUUCACAGAGAAAAAGUUCUGACAAAAAGAACAUGGAGAGAAGCUGAGGCAUUUUGUGAAGAAUUUGGAGCUCAUCUUGCAAGCUUUGCCCAUAUUGAGGAAGAAAACUUUGUGAAUGAGCUUUUACAUUCCAAAUUUAAUCGGACAGAAGAAAGGCAGUUCUGGAUUGGCUUUAAUAAAAGAAGCCCACUGGGUGCUGGUUCUUGGGAGUGGUCAGAUGGAACUCCUGUUGUCUCUUCAUUUUUAGACAAUACUUAUUUUGGAGAAGAGGCAAGAAAUUGUGCUGUGUUUAAGGCAAACAGAACAUUGCUGCCUUCACGCUGUAGUUUCAAACAUGAAUGGAUAUGCAAAAUUCCAAGAGAUACAAGACCCAAGAUUCCAUCCUGGUAUCAUUAUGAUGCACCCUGGCUCUUUUAUCAGGAGGCAGAGUACCUUUUUCAUACCCAUAACUCAGAAUGGGCUUCCUUUGAGUUUGUCUGUGGCUGGCUGCGUGGUGAACUUCUCACAAUUCAUUCUGCACAUGAGCAAGAAUUCAUCCACAGCAAAAUAAGAGUGCUAUCAAAGUAUGGUACAAAUUGGUGGAUUGGAUAUCAAGAAGAAAAAGCCAACGACGAAUUUCAUUGGAGUGAUGGGUCACCAUUAAUAUACGAGAACUGGGACACAGAAAGAGAAAUAUCUGUGAAUAAUCAAAGCCAGAGAUGUGGCUUCAUUUCUUCCACAACAGGACUCUGGGGUAGUGAAGAGUGUUCAGUUUUUAUGCCUGGUAUUUGUAAGCGUAAAAAGAUUUGGGUCAUUGAGGCAGAAAAAAAUACACCAAAACAACAUGGAACAUGCCCCAAAGGAUGGCUAUACUUUAACUAUAAGUGCCUAUUAGUGAUGGUCCCCAAAGACCCAACCAACCUAAAAAACUGGACAGGAGCUCUGGAUUUCUGCACUGCAAAAGGUGGGACUCUAGUGGCCAUCGAAAGUGAAGUGGAACAAGCUUUCAUUACUAUGAAUCUUUUUGGCCAGACCACUAAUGUGUGGAUAGGGUUACGAAAUGAUGAUUAUGAAAAAUGGCUAAAUGGAAAGCCUGUGGCUUAUUCUAACUGGUCUCCAUUUGAUAUAAUGAAUAUUCCAAAUCAUAAUAACACCGAAGUUCAAAAACACAUUCCUCUCUGUGUCUUGCUGUCAAGUAAUCCUAAUUUUCAUUUCACUGGAAAAUGGUAUUUUGAAGACUGUGGAAAAGAAGCCUAUGGAUUUGUUUGUGAAAAAAUGCAGGAUACUUCUGGACCCCGUGUAAAUGCAUCAGAUAUGUAUCCUAUCCCCAACACCUUAGAAUAUGGAAACAGAAUCUACAAAAUAAUUAAUGCAAAUAUGACUUGGCAUGCAGCAAUAAAAACCUGCCUGAUGCAUGGAGCAGAACUUGUGAGCAUUGCGGACCAGUAUCAUCAGUCCUUCCUCACUGUUGUCCUCAACCGGCUAGGCCAAGCCCACUGGAUUGGACUGUUCACCACUAAUAAUGGUCGUAAUUUUGACUGGUCAGAUGGCACCAAAUCCGCUUUCACUUUUUGGAAAGAUGAGGAGCCAUCUUUCUUUGGUGACUGUGUUUUUGCUGACACGAAUGGACGAUGGCAUAACACAGCUUGCGAGUCAUUUCUGCAGGGUGCCAUUUGUCGUGUGCCCAGUGAGAGAAAACUAUUUGAAUACCCAUUGUUGUGCUCAGAAACAUCUAUUCCCUGGAUAAAAUUUAAGAGUAAUUGCUACAGUUUUUCUACAGUCCUCAACACUACCAGUUUUGAGGCUGCUCAUGAAUUUUGCAAAAAGGAAGGAUCUAAUCUGUUAACAAUCAAGGAUGAAGCUGAAAAUUCAUUCCUGCUGGAAGAGCUUUCAGCUUUUGGUUCUUCUGUCCAGAUGGUUUGGUUGAAUGCUCGAAUUGAUAGUAACAAUGAAACCAUAAAGUGGUUUGAUGGAACACCCACAGACCAGUCAAACUGGGGCAUUCAGGAACCAGACAUGGACCCCCUCAAGUCCCGUCAGUGUUUUGCCCUGAGGAUCCCUGAAGGGGUGUGGCAGUUAUGCUCAUGUCAAGACAAGAAGGGGUUUAUAUGUAAAAUGGAAGCAGAUAUUCACACUGAAAAGGAGCUUCCAGGAAAAGAGCCCAGCCGCAGCAUUGCUCCUCUCGCCAUUGCACUGACGUUAAUAGUAAUCCUGGUCAUUUGCACACUUUCCUUCUACAUAUACAAGUGGAACAGUCACUUCCUCCAGAGACUUGCAGGGUUUGGGAAUCUUUACUACCCUACAACCAACUUUAGUACCGUACAUUUAGAGGAAAAUAUUCUCAUCUCUGAUCUUGAGAAGAAUGACCAAUGACAGCAAAGUCGGAGAAGAAGAGUAAAGUCAGCCAUGAAGAUGAGUAAAGAAGACCAAAGGAAUCCUGUCUGUAUUUCCCUUUUACCCGAUGCCCUUAGAUUGUGAAUAGUUUCACAGUUUUAAUUAUUCCUAACGUCUUUCUUAUAACCAGAACACAUGGAUUUUGAUUUAUUCAUUUCCCUAAACUGAUCCAUUCUUGAAAAGGGGAAAUUAUGCAAUGAUUAUUUUUCAGAAAGUUGGGAAAUAUUAAAGGAAACUCCCUGAUGAAAACUCACAAACCAAUGUGAAUAACAGUUUUUGUAUUAAUAAGUUCCCACUAAAAUUUGGGGGGAAUUGUAAGACUAAUCUGGUACCUAUUCUGACAUUUACACCCAUUCAAUUAAAAGAGAGAACGAAGCAGCAAAACAAAUUUUAAAAUGCUAUUUUGUAUAUGAGAGGAGUAGGCUUCUGAGAGGUUUUGUUUAUUUUAAUUUAAUCAUUUCCACUGAAAGGUUUGGAAAAUGCUAAUUUCUAAGUUUAAAACUCACAGGUUUUGAGCUGGAUGGAGACACAAACCUGUAAUCCAGAGAUCCUGCUGAAGUGGGAGGACUGCACGUUUGAGGCCAUCCUAAGCAAUUUAGCAAGACUCUGUUUCAAAAUAAAAUA
This is a messenger RNA of Fukomys damarensis (Damara mole-rat), 5256 nucleotides long. RefSeq names its product phospholipase A2 receptor 1 (gene Pla2r1). Bases 223 to 4611 code for a protein of 1462 amino acids. The transcript is spliced from 30 exons. Gene Ontology annotation, molecular function: signaling receptor activity. The record is from RefSeq and is a predicted model, not a curated record. Lineage: Eukaryota; Metazoa; Chordata; Mammalia; Rodentia; Bathyergidae.